AUGAUUCAUGGACCAUGUGGUAGAGCAUUCUCAAAAUCUUCCUGCAUGAAAGAUGGGUACUGCACCAAAUAUUAUCCCAAGACAUUCAGUAAAACCACAGUUAUCGAUGAUAGUGGAUACCCAUCAUAUAGAAGACGAGACACAAGGGUGGUUACUGAGAAGAAAGGAGUCCAUAUGGAUAAUAGGAAUGUGGUUCCAUACAAUGCAUAUCUACUGAUGUCUUAUCAAGUGCAUGUUAAUGUAGAGUACUGCAACAAGUCGAAUGCUAUCAAAUAUUUGUUCAAGUAUGUGAAUAAAGGUUCAGACAGGGUAGCAGUUGGAGUUACAAAGGAAGCUUCCAGUGGAGAGGAUGCUCAGGUUAUUGAUGAGAUCAAACAAUUCUAUGAUUGCAGAUAUUUGUCUGCAUGUGAGGCUGUGUGGAGAACCUUAGCGUAUGAUAUUCAUCAAAGGUGGCCUUUGGUGAUGAGAUUAACCUUUCAUUUGCCUGGAGAGCAAAAUAUCAUCUUUAAAGAUGAUGACGAUCUUGAAGAAAUCGUGGAAGAAGAGGAAGGAAAAUGUACAAUGUUCUUAGCAUGGAUGGAGGCCAAUAAAAAAUUUGAAGCAGGUCAAACUUUGACGUAUGCUGAAUUUCCAAAUCAAUUUGUUUAUGAUAGAGAAUCAAGGGUAUGGCAUCCACGCAAAAGAGGGUAUUCUAUCGGGAGGUUAAAUUAUGUUCCACCGGGUACAGCUUCUAAGAUGCUUGCUAUUCCAUGGGACUACUGUGCGAUGAUAGGGAAUUCAUUGCAGCUAUUAAUGAGCAUUAGCAACCCAGAGCGUGUUUGGAAUGCAACUUGGACAUUAUUGGCUGAUGGAAUACUAUAUGAGAGGAGAAAAGCUUUGAAAAACCAAGGACUAAGCAUGACUGAUGACGAAUUGAAAAACCUUUGCCUUAUUGAGAUUGAGAAGAUACUCAACAGCAAUGCGAGAUCUUUAAGAGACUAUCAAUCAAUGCCAUAUCCUGAGAUGUCUCAUGUUCGCCUUUUUCAAAAUAAGCUAAUAGAGGAGGAGUUAGCAUAUGACACAAAUGAGUUGACUCAUACAAACUUAUAUACAGAACAAAAGAUGACUCAUGAGCAAAGGUUAGUAUUUGAUGAGAUACUCAAUGCUGUUGUUACAGACUCUGGUGGUUUUUACUUCGUUUAUGGGCAUGGUGGGUGUGGUAAGACAUUUAUUUGGAAUGGACUUUCUUAUGCUAUUCGGUCUAGAGGAAAAAUUGUUUUAAAUGUCGCAUCCAGUGGAAUUGCUUUUUUACUCCUACCUGGUGGCAGAACGGCUCAUUCUAGAUUUUCAAUACCCAUUACAAUUACUGAUGAAUCUACUUGCAACAUCAAGCAUGACAGUUUGAAGGCUGAGCUGCUCAUCCAAAGUAGCUUAAUAAUUUGGGAUGAAGCUCCAAUGCUCAAUAAAAUGUGCUUUGAAGCACUUGAUAGGACGCUCAGGGAUCUUAUGUCAGUUACCGAUCAACAUAAGACACAUCAACCAUUUGGUGGUAAGGUUGUUGUUCUAGGAGGUGAUUUCAGACAGAUACUUCCGGUGAUUCCGAAAGGAAGUAGACACGAUAUAUUGGCAUCUGCUAUUAACUCAUCCCAUUUGUGGUCAUUUUGUAAGGUUCUGAAACUGCAUACGAAUAUGAGGCUUCUAAUGUCUUCUUUGGAUCAAGAUGAAGGUGAAAUGAAGAGAUUUGCUAAUUGGAUACUUGAUGUUGGAAAUGGAAAUAUUGGCUCUAUUGUUGGUGAUGAAUCAGAAGUUGAAAUUCCAAAUGAUCUAUUGAUUACAACUACUGAUGACCCUCUCUCUCAUUUGGUAGACUUUUCAUAUCCAAAUUUGUUGCAAAACAUGUCAGAUUACAGGUAUUUUCAGAGUAUGGCAAUUCUUGCACCCACGCUUGAGAGUGUCGAGAAGCCCUACCGGCAACACCUUCCACCCACCACCCCUCCCCAGCACUCCUCCACCACUGCCACCGCCGCCACCACUAUAACCGCCUCACAACCUUCGCAACUCAUGCGAGUCCUCCACCUCUUAUUCUUUCUCCACAACCUCCCAAAACUUCACCCAGUGGAGGUUUUCUCUCCCGACAACACCUUCCACCACCACCACCACUACUCCUCCGCCACAACAACCACCACCAAUGCCACAUCAAUAAAGCCAACUUCUUCAGCCAUUAGAGCCAACCUUGCUGCUAUUGCAAUGACUCUCCAUGGCCUCUUCUACUGUGCAGCCACCAUAACAGAUUGCUCAAUGAGUUUCCUUCAUCAUAAAAAAUUGUUAACUCCCUAA
Arachis duranensis is the source of this 2316-nucleotide messenger RNA. RefSeq lists its product as uncharacterized. Gene Ontology annotation, biological process: telomere maintenance; DNA repair. NCBI's taxonomy places the organism in Eukaryota, Viridiplantae, Streptophyta, Magnoliopsida, Fabales, Fabaceae. The record is from RefSeq and is a predicted model, not a curated record. Gene Ontology annotation, molecular function: DNA helicase activity. The transcript is spliced from 5 exons. The coding region runs from base 1 to 2316 and encodes 771 amino acids.